Lolium perenne is the source of this 558-nucleotide messenger RNA. The record is from RefSeq and is a predicted model, not a curated record. Lineage: Eukaryota; Viridiplantae; Streptophyta; Magnoliopsida; Poales; Poaceae.
AGUAUGGCCACCUCCGUGCGCCGCCCCUGCCUGCUCCCCCUCGCUGCCACCCUCAUCCUCCUCUGCUUUCCACCGGCAACGGCCCAACCCCAACGCACGUACGAUCCUUUGUGGUCCGACGAAUACUGGGCCAAGGAGAUCGUCGUCGGCGAGGCGGCGGAGGAGGUGGUCAGCGUCGCCGCCAGGCGCGCGGAGGCGGGCGGCUACUCCUACGGCUGCGCCAGGCUGUGGCUCGCCAUGGGCUGCCCUCCCGCUCCCGGCAAGGGCGUCAACGGGAGCCUGGUCGACGGGAGGCGCUCAUACGAUCGGGAGCUAGAUCGCUUCGAGGACGGCCUGCGGCAGUGCAUUCACGAUGUGAUUCCGGAUGAUCCCUACUUGCGCCGCACCGCCCCGACGUCUACUUUCGAUCGUCGAUGUUGUCCCUGCUGCUAUUCAUGUGCUCGCUACUACUGAAAGGGGCUUUUUUUUUUUUUUUUGUACUGCAAUAGAUUCUUGGUUUAGUGCACAAUGUGCAUAGGAACUUCAUGCAUAAAAGCAAGAUACUUACCGAUUCUUCCA